AUGGCGCCUAGUUUGUUUGGGAGAGUCAAAUCCAAGGUCAGAAGGCCACGGCAAGCUGCUGCCCAAGAACCUGCCUCGGCACUUUCACCACCAGCACCAACACCUUCGCCAACACCGUCUCGACCUGCAUCCCAACUAGCUACUCGACCGACAUCUCAGCUAGCGACUUGUCCACCUACCUCGAUGGUUUCCGACGCCUCGUCGCUGCCGAGGCUACAAGAGCGACUUUGGGACGAGGCCUAUGAUGGGCUUAAGCGAGCGAGCCUGCUUAAAGCGAGCGAGCCUCAGCUUGUCGAAGCGUACGAGAAGAUCCUAUCCGCCGGGCUUCAUCGAAAUGACUUGAGCUCUAUUGCCUGCGAACCGGUGGAAAACGAGAUAGGGCGGACUCGGGAGACACGAUGCCGCCAAAUGCAGCAGUUGGUCCACGAAGGACUGGACCGGACGCAGAAGCAAGCGUCCAUCAAGCGAGGCAUCGAUGAAGGCUUGCAAGUAGUGCAAACUGUGAGAGGAAUAGUGGACAAGGCGGUUCAUGCGGCUCCGGAAGCCGUUGUCGCCUGA
Fusarium falciforme is the source of this 558-nucleotide messenger RNA. RefSeq names its product NACHT domain-containing protein. The coding region runs from base 1 to 558 and encodes 185 amino acids. NCBI's taxonomy places the organism in Eukaryota, Fungi, Ascomycota, Sordariomycetes, Hypocreales, Nectriaceae. The record is from RefSeq and is a predicted model, not a curated record. The transcript has a single exon.